Messenger RNA from Ricinus communis (castor bean), 917 nucleotides. RefSeq names its product lachrymatory-factor synthase. The transcript has a single exon. Bases 227 to 721 code for a protein of 164 amino acids. Lineage: Eukaryota; Viridiplantae; Streptophyta; Magnoliopsida; Malpighiales; Euphorbiaceae. The record is from RefSeq and is a predicted model, not a curated record.
ACUCACAUUCUUCACCACUCAAUUGCAGCGCCCACUGCCCAACAAUUUUCGAUCACAUAUGUAAGCAAAAUUUGGUCCGACAAAUAGAAAGGUGUACACCUCAAUGAAGAAUCAAAAGUCAGUCUUAUAUAUGUUGUAAUCAAGGAACCCAACAGUGGCUCUCGCAGAAGGGUUACUCUCCAACUCACUUGAAAUAGUCUGUUGCAAUUCAUCAUUACAUAGCACAAUGGCAGCACAAGACCAGCCAAAGUGGGAAGGAAAGGCUUCUGCAAAGCUAAAAGUCACUAAGCCAGAACAAGUGUGGCCGUUUUUAGAAGAUCUCUUCGGCUUAAACAAGUGGUUUCCAACUCUCACCACUUGUGUUCCAGUUGAGGGCAUUUCCGGGCAACCAGGGUGUGUUCGUUAUUGUGCUGGUUUUAGAACACCAGUUGAUAACACGAAUCGACGUGCUGAUCAAGAGGUAUCGAACUGGACCAAGCAAAAACUGUUGUCCAUUGACUCAAAAGAAAUGGUGUUUAGCUAUUCUAUCAUUGAUGGGAAUGUUGGGUUCAAUGCCUAUGUAUCAACUGUAAAAGUUGUACCAAACGAAGAUGGUUGUGAGAUUGAGUGGAGGUACGAAGUUGAGCCUGUCAAGGACUGGAAAUUAGAAGAUUUGGAUUUCUUUAUCAGCUCAGGUUUGCAAGUAAUGGCCAAGAGAAUGGUAGAAGCUCUCCAAGCAUAAGUGCACUGUACCCCUAUCCAUUUAUGUUCCUGUUCUUCUACAGUUAUAUAGUUGUCGGUAACGUGGAAUAAUAUUAAAAUGUAAACGUAAUUAAAUGUCAUUACCUGCUGUUUAUUGGUAUUGCUUUGGAUUGCUUUUGAUGCUAUUACAGUGUUAUUUAUAAAUAAAUAAGCUGGCCUAGUAGUAUUACUGAGUA